CUGAGGACUCCAGAGGAACUGGCCCGCCUCCCUAACUGACUGGCUAAAGGCUAGCUGGUUUCUUGCAAAUUAUGUUGAAUGUGCAGAUGUGUUUGCUGAAGUCACCGAAUAAAUAACCUAGAUUGAGCGAGUAAUAAGGUGUUGGAGAAGGACUGCCUUCACGAAUCUAAAGCCAUGGAUGUCAAGUGGAUGUCUGUAAACCCUGUCACCACAGGGGGCCCCUUCCAGUGUACCUUCUGCAGGUACCAGUGCAAAAGCAACGCCACAUUUCAAAUCCACAUUGGCACCAAUCACCCCUUUCACUGUGAGGAUAUGGACAUGGGUCGUCUGGGAAAGAUCAUCUUCUACCAAAAAGGCGCCGAGCUCUUCCACUGCCAGGAAUGCUACUUCACAGGGAAGACAUAUGCCCGAGUUUACGACCACGUCCUUGUCUGCCACUCCUUCUCGGGGAAGGACAAGAGCGGUGGCAACGGAGACCCUAAAGACUACCUCAGCGACAGCAAUGACAGCAAAGACGUCCCCGACAACAACGAAGAGUCAAGGCGAGAAAGGGGAGACGGUCAGGCUAAGCCUAAAGAGGAAGCCAACAUCCAGAUUCCCGCCAAGUUUGUGCCCCUCAACUGUGUCAAGAAGGAGGAGGAGGGGCUCUACGACGAAGACUCACGCCAGUCCGGCUCUCCCAGCCAGCCUCCGAAAAGGAAGAAGGACGUAGCCAGCGAUGAGGAGGCGCACCUGGACAGCGAGGACUUCCCCGACUACUCGGGCAAACGGGAGCGGGAAACGGACGAGGCGCGAGAGGAGAAGCAGGCGGAGGAUGCGCUGCUGUCCAAAUACGUCCGCCGCAUCGGGGGGCGCUACUACUGCAACAUCUGCAACUGGCGCGGCAAGAUGAAGGGCUUCAUGUUCCACCACGUCAGCAAGAAGCACGACAUCCCCAGGCCGCACGCCUGCAAAGAGUGCAACAAGUCCUUCCUCCUGGAGAGCAUGCUCCUCAGCCACACCAACCUGUUCCACAAGCAGGGGAUCUACCAGUGUCCCUACUGCUCCUUCAAGACCAACUUCCUCCGGGGGGUCCGGCGGCACCUGAACAACUGCAACAAGCAGGGAGAGGGGUCAUAUGACAGCGAUGAGCAGGACUGAGGCAUUCACGUGGCUGAAAUGAAAUGACAGUGUGGACAUUAGUGAGGAAAGUCUGGUGAUGAAAUGAUUAAGCAAUUCAACAUAUUGUUAGUUUGUCUGUUAUUUCAUGCCAACAGUUAUGUUUGUAACCAACAAUGGACUAAAGUGUGAAUCUUGUCAUAUCAAUGGGAAGAUCCUAACGGCACCUUGACUUCUCCAGUAAAGUAUGUCUAGUGUUCAGUGGCUUUGCUUUGCUGGUUGCUGUGGUCCUACAGGUUUAACUUAACCCCAUGAAGAUGUGAUAUAGUGUGCCUGUUCACUGAUUUAAACUCUCUGAGCAGAAUAACGGUAGUUUCUGAAAUGGAAUGUUAUGCCUUGAGCAAACCAUUCAACAGAAGGGCUCAAAUCUAGCACCGCCCUUGUCCAACUCCCAAGCCGCUACACAAACCUGCCUCUCUUUUAUAAAGUUCAGAUGUGUUUACAGAUCAUAAUCUUACAUGCAAUCUAUUUUGUAGUCCUACUUCUGUACACAGCCCAUGCAGUGAACAGUAUUUCAGUUCAUUUUGAGGGCAGGAUUCAUGUUCACACCUGUUUCACCCUGAGAGAUUUGUGUUUAUUUCUCAAUGUGCAUGCUGUUAUUUCAUGACCAUAACACCAUGAACCAUAAUGAUAGAAUGAAAGCAGGUACCAUCACUGGACCUUGGCCCCUUUCCACAGGUAAAUAGAAAAGGGGCAGAGUCAGUUCGCCUACAGCACUGACAAACUGGUCAAGUUUAAGCUUUCUCUGUACCUUUAUUUUCAAGCAAAUGUGUUUCCAUGAUGCUCUUCUCCAAUGUUUUUACCUUGUGUAAAGUAAGUGAAGUUCUUUUUAAGUUUUUUAGAUUUGUUCAUGUAUGUGUAGAUGAGCAAUCAAUUGAGGUUUCUAAAGCUUCAAGGCUUCAAGUCCAAAUUUGAUUUUGUCUCUGCAAGUACAGUAAUACAUCUGAAUACUACUGAUAAUGUUACAUUACAUAUUUUAUUUAUUGAUUUCCUAGUUAGGCAGAUAAUACUGUUUUUUAGACUGUGUUUUUAUACUAUGUUUAUUGGUUUAUGUGUAUUAUGUCUAGUAGGUAUUAUGUGUGAGCAUUGUGACAUCUUGCCUUGGGCAUCAUGCAAAGCAUUCCUAAUACAUGUCAUAUACAUCUCAAUAACAGCCUUUCUGAUGAAAUUGUGUUACAUGAAUGUGAACCUGAAAAGCAAUUCAAGUGCAAAAUACAACAUGGCUGCUUCAGAUUUUUGUGAUUGCUAAAACUGAGUAGAGCAGGGUCAGAGGCCUAAGAUGAAAGGUCUCCAUCAGAAGAAGCGAUAUCUGAAAACCAGACAAAAGUCUUAUGAUACCAUUUGCUGCUAAUCUAACAACACUGCUAGUUGUUUUGACAAAGUUUUAGGAAUCAUACCAUAUUUAGGAAUGUUAAUAAGGCUAGCAACUGUCACUGUGCUAAUGAUGUUAGUAGUAAUGGUGAUAAAAAUCAUUGGUGUGUUAAUAAAGCAGCAUUGAAUUGGAUUUCCUAA
Molecule: messenger RNA, 2670 nt
Organism: Conger conger (European conger)
Lineage: Eukaryota; Metazoa; Chordata; Actinopteri; Anguilliformes; Congridae
Product: chromosome alignment-maintaining phosphoprotein 1-like
Exons: 2
Coding region: 175-1140 (321 amino acids)
Biological process (GO): attachment of mitotic spindle microtubules to kinetochore
Source: RefSeq, a predicted model, not a curated record